ACCGAGGUGCGUAUUUUGGAGUUUGGUAAAUGACUGCAGCAGGAAAAUAUAGUGUCGAAGCGCACAGAGCUGGCACUGCUGUGUGUGCGAGAGAGUGCGUGUCGGUGCGCGCCAGGCAGUGGUCUCCUCUCCUGCCAUGAGAGGGUCCACAUCAGUCUGACACACAGGACAUCAUCUUAUAAAACUCUGAUCGACAGAGGGACUGCCGUUUCUUUUGUCGGGAUUUAACGCGCCCGGUGCGCCGGUGGGAGCGGACGCGAAGAGCAGCAGCGGUCGCCGGCGCGUCUCCAACUUGACCACCACUAGACAAUGGGAGCAGCUGAGCCGAGCUGCUGCAGCGCCAAGUACUACUACAACUGCUCGCCCCUGGGAGAUAAGUACGAGGAGAAGAGGGAGAACCAGCAGCGAGAGGAGGGGGUGAAGAAGGAGAGGGAGAAGAGAAGGCAGACGUGUUGUACCUGCAGCAGCAGCGCCGGGACCCCCACAGCAGCCGAUACGCACAGAUCCAGAACAACGCUCCGGCUUCCCCAGGGAUCCAUGUGAGACAGAAACUGCAGAUGUGAGAGAAAGCUCUCCUCUGUGAGCGGAUGUUGGGAAUAUAACACAUUCGUAUUUGUUUCAGCGCUCCAGGACAAGAGGACGCAGGUUUCUGCAGUCACACAGCCAGUGAAGGAAUAUGUCUCAUUUCUCUGUUAACUGCGGCGGAGCGCGCAGACCGGACCUCAGAGUCAUUGCUUGUAUUCGUGUCAAGUAUUAGCAGCCUGUAAGCAGCUGCUGUCCUCUGAGACCAGAGAACCCCCCCUCCCCUCCCCUCCCUUCUUUGUCCCCGGUUGUCCCCCCUUGAACCAAAACCUGGACGCGCUUACUCCUCACGGUCCCUCCGUCUGCCUCUGUCCGAGGUCCUGUACACAUUUCGGCCUGGAUUCGGUGGAUUUUCUGUUGCGGCGGCGCUGGAGGAGUGAGAACGGACACAGGCAUGAUUUUGUGGAGAGUGAAGUGAUGGCCAUCCCGCGGCUCGGCACCGGAGAACACGGGAUCUGAAACUGUCACGCACCCACAGAGAAGCAGGACAUUCCGGGCUCACCUUGGAGGUCAUAAACCACCACCCCAGCCCCCCCUAAGUCCCUGUCACCAGACCUCAUUCUCAGUCUCUUCUGAAGAGUGUCCAACACCUUCACAACCUCCCUCCAAAUAAAAUGAGACUAGCAAAAAUGUGCCGACUGAACGCGCUGGGGAUCUAUUUGUGGGAAACAGUUUUAUUUUUCAGUUUAGCAGCGUCAAAAGAAGCUGCGGCGAGGAAAGCAACAACCCCGAUGCCACCGUCUGAGUUUCUGGACAAACUCAUGGGGAAAGUCUCGGGUUACGACGCCAGAAUCCGACCUAAUUUUAAAGAACCCAAAGGCUCCAAAACUGAAGCUACUCACAAGAAAGGUCCUCCUGUCAACGUAACCUGCAACAUUUUUAUCAACAGUUUUGGCUCUAUUGCUGAAACAACAAUGGACUACAGAGUGAACAUUUUCCUGAGGCAGCAGUGGAACGACCCCAGGCUUGCUUACAGCGAGUACCCCGAUGACUCGCUGGAUCUCGACCCGUCCAUGUUGGACUCCAUCUGGAAACCCGACUUGUUCUUCGCCAACGAGAAGGGGGCCAACUUCCAUGAGGUCACUACUGACAACAAGCUCCUGCGCAUCUCGAAAAAUGGCAACGUGCUCUACAGCAUACGAAUAACUCUGAUCCUUGCUUGUCCGAUGGAUCUGAAGAACUUCCCCAUGGACGUCCAGACCUGCAUCAUGCAGCUGGAGAGCUUCGGCUACACCAUGAACGACCUGAUCUUCGAGUGGGACGAGAAGGGAGCCGUGCAGGUGGCCGACGGCCUGACCUUACCUCAGUUUAUACUCAAAGAGGAGAAGGAUCUGCGCUACUGCACCAAGCACUACAACACGGGUAAAUUCACCUGCAUCGAGGCCCGUUUCCACCUGGAGCGUCAGAUGGGUUACUACCUGAUCCAGAUGUACAUCCCGUCGCUGCUUAUCGUCAUCCUGUCCUGGGUCUCUUUCUGGAUCAACAUGGACGCAGCGCCUGCCCGAGUUGGUCUGGGAAUCACCACCGUGCUGACCAUGACCACGCAGAGCUCUGGCUCCAGAGCCUCCCUGCCCAAGGUGUCCUAUGUGAAAGCCAUUGAUAUCUGGAUGGCCGUCUGUCUGCUGUUCGUCUUUUCGGCCUUGUUGGAAUACGCCGCCGUGAACUUCAUCGCCCGCCAGCACAAGGAGCUGCUGCGCUUCAGACGGAGGCGACGACACAUGAAGGAGGAGGACCCGGGCGAUGGGCGCUUCAGCUUCCCCGGGUACGGCAUGGGUCCGGCCUGCCUGCAGGCCAAGGAUGGCAUGGCCAUCAAGGGCAACAACAACAACGCCCCGACCUCGGCAGCGCCCGAGAAAAGCAUCGAGGAGAUGAAGAAGCUGUUCAUCGGCCGGGCCAAGCGCAUCGACACGGUGUCCCGCGUGGCCUUCCCGCUCGUCUUCCUCAUUUUUAACAUUUUCUACUGGAUCAUUUACAAGAUCAUCCGCAGCGAGGACGUCCACAAGCAGUAGCUGAACGAAGGAAAAGGGCAACAGUGACGUGACGCAAACAAAGCAGCAAAACAAAUGAAAAAUAUGAGACGAAGAUGACUCUAAAGCAGAUAUUAUUGCCCCUCUUUUCCAGCCAUACAUCCUGUCCUCUUCUCUCACUCUCCUCCUCUUUGGUCAAGGAAUUUGCUGCUUUUUGUGCCCCCCCCCUCCCCCCUCCCCCCUC
Messenger RNA from Fundulus heteroclitus (mummichog), 2793 nucleotides. RefSeq names its product glycine receptor, alpha 1 (gene glra1). Gene Ontology annotation, biological process: chemical synaptic transmission; nervous system process; signal transduction. Gene Ontology annotation, cellular component: synapse; neuron projection; postsynaptic membrane. The transcript is spliced from 10 exons. Bases 1197 to 2591 code for a protein of 464 amino acids. The record is from RefSeq and is a predicted model, not a curated record. Gene Ontology annotation, molecular function: transmembrane signaling receptor activity; glycine binding; extracellularly glycine-gated chloride channel activity. NCBI's taxonomy places the organism in Eukaryota, Metazoa, Chordata, Actinopteri, Cyprinodontiformes, Fundulidae.